AUGCGCCACGCAUCCCCAAGACUGAUCGCCCUCUCCCUGUGCGCCGCAAUCCUCCUUGCAAGCGUCCUGCCAACAUCAGCUCAGUUCUUUCAGCAAUUCUUCACUGGCGGAGGUGAUGGGCAGGUCAGAGAACAAGAAGCUCCACCUGUGAGUGUGCAAAGGCAGCCCGUGGCUUGGCUUUGAGCCUCACUUUCGAUAUCUUCAUCUCUGACCGCAGACUGGCGAUGCGAAUUGGUUCGAAGCACGGGUAGAAGCGGGUAAGUCUCUGCGCAAUGCUCGAGCCCGCCCUGCGCUGCGCUGCGCUUCAUUGAUCUGACAAGACAAGCUUCCCUGCUCGCUCGCACGCCUUCGACAUGCUCAGCCACCUGCACAUCCUUCCUCUGCCCUCGCACCCUUUCCUGCGUUCCCUCGCCCUCCCACUGUCCAUGCCCCUUCCCACAACAAGUGAGUCCCGCCCCAAAGCGCGCUGUCUAAAACCCAGCAGCCUCGCCGCCUCUUGCACUGAGCCACCACAACUACGCUGCGCGAUCGAUAGAUUCGCUGCCCUUAUCCAGACGCGGAGAGCGGCAAGAUGGACUCUGGCGGACACUUUUGCGUACAGGCUUCUUCAUGCGAUAGGAUACGCGAUAUGCGCAGGCUGGGCGCGGGAUUCAAGCUCUCUGAUCUGUCUUAGCUGCGCGCAGUGCAAUCGCAGUCCAAGCCAAUUGUCAUGAAUGCGAUAAGCGAUGAGCGAUAAGGCUCUGGCGUUGAAGCGAUGCGAGCGAUGCUGCCUCGAGCACCUUGGAAGCCCCUUCUUGUCGAAGGUGCAUGCAUGGUCGACGUUGGGCAGUCGUGAGUUUGAUGAGUGAAAAGUCAAGUCAGAGUGAUGUGAGUUGUGAGUCUCGAGUGAUGCGCGCCUCCACCCUGCAACCGCGCCGUCCGUGGCACGCGUCACGUGAAAGCAGUCUGACAGAACGACCCUGAGCUUAACCUCGAUCAGCCCACAGCAAAGCGCUAUCCAGCAAUUGAAUCCAUCCGCCUUGACACAUUCGCAUCCUUUCUUCUCUUCAGUCUUGAGUCCAAUGUCCAGCAUCCAGCUGAGAUCACAGCAGCUAUGGGCCCGCCUCGUCGUCAUCGUGGAGGGGCCAGCAAGACAAAGGCGGGCACUCCAAGAAGUUCUCAUCAGCAAGCGCCUGCAGUCGCUUCUUCCUCUCUCUCCCCUCUCUCCUCAUCUCCUCUCCAGACAGGCAACGAGCUAUUUGCGCUGCGUGGACACGGCACUCCGCUCUUGACGCUCGUCUUCCAAGAUGCGAGUCAUCAACGCGCUGCAUUGGCUCGCAUGGAAGCGUUUUACGAAGGGGCUGGCGCACCGAAAGGCGUGUAUCUGGAUCUUGAGGAGGCGAGCAAUGCGCGCUUAUGUCGCAACUACCAAGCAUUCAACUUGCCACUCGACUCUGUGCGACAGUGGCUGGCAGCAAUGAGGCGACACCACGGCGAAUGCGAAGCUCAGCAUGCUGACCCUUCAGAGACAUCCGAAGGCGCUUCUUCAAGCACAAGUGAAAUGUCAUGGUGGGAAUCGCACUGCAAUCCCACAGAAUGUGCCGUCCUGCGACAAUUGCACUCCCUCGAAGCGCUGGCGGAGCAGAGCAACAGCCCUUUUCGCUACCUCGUCAGCGUCCUGCAGCAAUUCGCCGCCUCUUCGCUAACUCACGAACAGAACCACGCCCUCUUUCACCUGGUGCCUUCAUUCGCAUCGGCAGCUCAACGCGCAUGGGAUGACUUGCCCCGCAAAGCCAAAUCUAUCAUCCAGCACGAUCUCCAGCUCAGAGGUUAUGCGGAGAGCGUAUGGGUGGAUGAAUUCCAAGCGUAUGUGGCUGAAGAUCCCAGCGAAUUCGGUAACGUCGCUGCAGAAGCCUGCGCAGAGGCCAGGGACAGGUUGCAGCAAGAGAGAAAGCAAGGAUGGCAAGCGCUCGGACUCGGUUCAUGA
Ceraceosorus bombacis is the source of this 1966-nucleotide messenger RNA. The record is from the annotation of a GenBank genome assembly. NCBI's taxonomy places the organism in Eukaryota, Fungi, Basidiomycota, Exobasidiomycetes, Ceraceosorales, Ceraceosoraceae.